AACACAAACAAUGGUGAUUCAACAACUGUCGAUACACAAUAAUAACAGGCGUUAGUGUUCUUUGUUUCGCUCUCUAUUUUGAUAACAUUUGACGGUAUUAGAUGUUUUGACCGCAUUCUACGCAUCGCAUUUCGUCACGCUCAACUGUGUCAGCGUACGAACUUCGCACUUGUCCAGUUCUAGUCACAGUAUAACACUCUACAACAGCAGUACCAGCAGCAAGAUGGAACCGAGCGAGGAGGAUGCGAAAAUCCCCCUAAAGCUAGCGCAAAUAUCGAUCGACAAGUUCAACCAGACGGUUCCGCAGUAUCUGGCAGUGCUACGCAAUCACAAGUGUAACAUCGAAAAAGCAGGUUCGCUUAAAAACUGGGAAAAGGUCAAACGGGAACAGAUCAAUGCGACGCGCAUUGUCAAGCAGAUCAAAUUCAUGCUCGUGGAAAUAGACAAAGUGCGCAACCGGAUACGGGAUUGCGAUUGCGAUAAGUUUGAUGCGGGUAUCGAGGGAACGAAAACAAGUGCAUUCAACAGUAUGGCUGAGUACAUGGCAAUGCAACAACAGAUACGAGCACAAAGUGCCAAAGACUAUGACGAGCAGUACGGUGAGGAGGGUAGCGAAAGCGCAUCCCAGUAUCCGACCGGUGGUCGACUAGCUUUCGUCCCACAGAUUACCAGCUCAUUCAACAUUGAAGACCACGAGCUUCAGCAGCGUGAGGAAUGCUUCCGUCAGAUGGAACACUUGCAGCGCGAAAUGGAAGACAUUCAAGAGAUCUACCAAAAGGUGCACGAAUUAGUGCACGAGCAAGGCGAAACGGUUACCCGGGUGGAGGAAAACGUUGACGUUACCCAGAUACAGGUGGAAGCGGGAGUCACCGCUCUACAGAAGGCCCUAGCAUACAAGAAAGCCGUCUAUCCGCUAGCGGGUGCCUUUCUGGGCACGUGCAUCGGUGGUCCGAUCGGACUGGUAGUAGGCCUAAAAGCGGGUGGCCUAGCAGCACUGGGUGGAGGACUGGUCGGGUUCGCCGGAGGGAAAUUUAUCAAAAAUGUUGACGCCAUUCAGGAACACGAUGAGGUUGAUUCAAAUGAUAGUGCUACGGAGGCAACGGCCGGUGCUCUAGUGGAAUCGGGAGACGCUGCUCCUAUAGUAUCGAAAACUUGACACAUACUCACUCGGUGCACCAUUCAGUAACUGUUGAUGCUGGAAAUGCGUCUAUUUUA
This is a messenger RNA of Anopheles coustani, 1215 nucleotides long. RefSeq names its product syntaxin-17 (gene Syx17). Lineage: Eukaryota; Metazoa; Arthropoda; Insecta; Diptera; Culicidae. Gene Ontology annotation, cellular component: plasma membrane; endomembrane system; SNARE complex. Gene Ontology annotation, biological process: exocytosis; vesicle fusion; intracellular protein transport. The transcript has 2 exons. The coding region runs from base 224 to 1156 and encodes 310 amino acids. The record is from RefSeq and is a predicted model, not a curated record. Gene Ontology annotation, molecular function: SNAP receptor activity; SNARE binding.